GACGAGCGACGUGCACACAUGCCACCAGUGUUUUCACAGCAUUAUGGCAACGGUUAAAGUCAGCGAGGCUGAAAAGGUCUACAUUUUACACGGUAUACGGGAUGAUUUGCGAGUGGAUGGAAGAGGCUGUGAGGACUACAGACACAUGGAAAUAGAGACCGAUGUGGUGUCCAACACAGACGGAUCAGCCAACGUCUCCCUGGGUCACACAGCAGUUCUAGUUGGGAUUAAGGCUGAAAUAGGAAAACCAAAGCCCAUGCUGCCAGAUGAAGGUUAUUUGGAGUUCUUCGUUGACUGUUCGGCCAAUGCGACGCCGGAAUUUGAGGGCAGAGGAGGUGAGGAGCUGGGGACGGAGCUGAGUAACACUCUCUACAAAGUCUUCAACAACAAACACAGUGUGGACCUUAAGAGCCUCUGUAUCAGUGCUGGAGAACACUGCUGGGUGCUUUAUGUGGAUGUGCUGCUCCUGCAGUGUGAUGGAAACCUGUACGAUGCCAUCUCAAUAGCUAUCAAGGCAGCUCUCUUCAACACAAAAAUUCCCAGAGUGCAUAUAUCAGCAGACGACGAAGGAGGAAAGGAAAUCGAGCUGUCAGACGACCCGUAUGACUGUGUGAGACUUAAUGUAGAAAACGUCCCCUGCAUAGUGACCUUGUGCAAGGUGGGUCACAGACAUGUGGUGGACGCGACUCUGCAGGAGAAGGCCUGCUCUGUGGCGAGCCUGAUCAUCUCUGUCACGCACAAGGGCACGGUCACCUGCACGAGGAAGGUGGGCGGAGGCAGCCUGGAUCCAGAGAGCAUCUUUGAAAUGACAGAGGCAGGUAAACGGGUCGGGAAAGCUCUUCAUGCUCCGCUCAUGAAGCUUCUGCAACAAGAGGAGAGUUUGGGAAAGAAGAGACAGAAAGUUGGCUUCCUUGGUUAAGAUCAAGUACUGUAUCUACAGUAUGUGUGUACAUGUAUACAUAAAUUUUCUAAUAAAACAUUUAAUUUUUA
Toxotes jaculatrix (banded archerfish) is the source of this 990-nucleotide messenger RNA. It is a transcript of the gene exosc7, whose product is annotated as exosome component 7. The transcript is spliced from 8 exons. Gene Ontology annotation, cellular component: nuclear exosome (RNase complex); cytoplasmic exosome (RNase complex). Bases 44 to 919 code for a protein of 291 amino acids. Gene Ontology annotation, biological process: TRAMP-dependent tRNA surveillance pathway; U1 snRNA 3'-end processing; nuclear mRNA surveillance. NCBI's taxonomy places the organism in Eukaryota, Metazoa, Chordata, Actinopteri, Toxotidae. The record is from RefSeq and is a predicted model, not a curated record.